AUGACAUCCACCGAUCCGGCCGCGGGGGGAGACUCCAAAAUACCCGUCCUUCUGCUCAAGACGAGAUCGAGUCCUGGUGAUUCAUAUGAAGACCUUUUCUCAGAGUCUAGUGUUGAUGGAACGGGUUUUGCGCCUCAAUUCGUUCCUGUGCUGUUGCAUCAGUUCCAUGGCGAGGGUAUGAAGGAAGUUGCGGCACUGCUUCGUGAGCGUCGCAUUGGCAAUGAGAAACAUCAUGAGUACGGCGGCUUGAUUUUCACGUCGCAGCGAGCAGUCGAGGCUUUCGUAAAGCUUGUCGAAGACGGAAAGAACGAAGAUACCGCUGAUCCCUCAGACACAACAUCAUGGCCUCACCUCCAAAACGUCCCCGUAUACAGCGUUGGUCCUGCCACAACCCGCGCCCUUGCCGCCGUACCCCAGGAUCCUCCUCUACAAGUCUUCGGCAGCCACACGGGCAACGGCGCCGCUCUGGCCCCUUACAUCCUCGCUCACUACUUCGAAUGGUACCGCGACCAAGGCCGUCCUACUCUGCCGCCACUGCUCUUCCUAGUCGGAGAGACCCGCCGCGACAUCAUCCCCAAGACCCUACAGGACGGCGCAUUGCCUGACACAGAGCGCAUUCGAGUUACAGAGACGGUUGUUUACGGAACGGGCGUCAUGGAGAGCUUCCCUGUUGAUCUGCGACGGGUGCUUGGUGAGACGCGCGAUGAUCCUGUCCGCUGGAUUGUGGUGUUCUCACCUACUGGAUGCGACAGCAUGCUUAGGGUUAUGGGAAUUCUUGAUGCUGAGACGAACAAGGUAUACAAGGGAUACAAGCGGGACGGAAAGACUUUUAUUGCGACUAUUGGACCUACGACAAGAGACCAUCUGCUAUCAUUUGGCUUUGAGCCUGAUGUAUGCGCAGAGUCACCGACACCGGAGGGCGUAUUGGACGGAAUCAAGGAAUUUAUGGCCAAGAGGAACCAGAGCUGA
Messenger RNA from Fusarium coffeatum, 969 nucleotides. RefSeq lists its product as uncharacterized. Bases 1 to 969 code for a protein of 322 amino acids. The transcript has 2 exons. The record is from RefSeq and is a predicted model, not a curated record. NCBI's taxonomy places the organism in Eukaryota, Fungi, Ascomycota, Sordariomycetes, Hypocreales, Nectriaceae. Gene Ontology annotation, molecular function: uroporphyrinogen-III synthase activity. Gene Ontology annotation, biological process: uroporphyrinogen III biosynthetic process.